CAUUGACCAGACAUAUUAAUAACGAAUAUUAAUAUUAUUCAAAUAGUGUACAUAUAAUAUUUAUGUAUUUUAUGUGUUUUGAUUGUAAUCAAAAUGUUAACAAUAAUCUUAGUCAUUAUUUUGAUGUUGUGCUCACUUCAUUUUUUAUUCUAUCACAAUAAUUUUGCGAAAUCAUUACUUAUUGUUCCCGGUCCUCCGAUUAAAUUUUUUUUUGGAAAUUCACUCGACAUUCUACUGACACCAGAGGAACUGUUUAGCUUAUCAUAUCGAUGGGUAUCUUUAUAUAAAGGCAUAUUUAGGUUCUACGCAUAUUUUCAUGGAGCUGUGUGUAUAUAUAACCCGGAUGAUAUCGAGAUAAUACUUUCAAGCAUGAAAUAUCAUGAGAAAAGUUUUAUAUAUACAUUCUUGAAACCGUGGCUUAAAGAAGGGCUUCUGUUGAGUAAUGGUUCCAAGUGGCAAAAUCGAAGAAAGAUAUUAACAUCAGCUUUUCAUUUUAAUGUUUUGCAAAAAUAUUAUCCUGUAUUAGAAGACAAUAGUCAGCGUUUGAUCAAGGCUCUAGAUAAAACGAAUGGAGAAAUUAUUGAUAUAAUACCUAUUACAUCUGAAUAUACUCUUAACACAAUAUGCGAAAGUGCCAUGGGUACACAAUUGAGGGAGGAGUCAGCUGGUGCAGGAAAAUUAUAUAAAGAAGCAAUAUAUGAAGUAACUAACACGAUCGUACAAAGAUUUUCCAAUUUAUUAUUGCAUCUAGAUUUCGUUUUUAAUAAAACUUCAGUUGGGAAAAAACAACUCAAAUAUCUGGAAGUUAUUCGAAAUUUUACUGAAAAUGUUAUAAAGGAGCGAAGGAAAACAAUUGUAAUGCCCUCAAUGAUAGAAAAUAACAGCAAAUUAGAUGAAACAAGGGAGAAGAAUGAUUACCUGUCCAGUAAUAAAAAAAAAGAAAGAAACGCCAUGUUAGAUCUGUUGAUUUCGGCCGAAAAAGACGGGUUAAUUGAUGAUGCCGGUAUUCAAGAAGAAGUCGAUACGUUCAUGUUCGAGGGAUACGAUACAACAGCGACUGGACUAAUUUAUUGUUUGAUGAUGUUAGCGAACGAACAAGAAGCUCAGGACAAAAUUGUAGAGGAACUGAAUGGCAUAUUUGGAGAUGAUAAGCGCUCAGCCACCAUCGAAGAUCUGAAUAAGAUGCGAUAUCUAGACUGUUGUAUUAAAGAGUCUUUACGACUUUACCCCCCUGUACCCUUUAUAAGUCGGAAAGUAAACGUAGACACUGUCUUAAGUGGCUACAAAAUACCAGCCGGUACAUAUUGUCACAUACAUAUUUACCAUUUACAUCGUCACGAGCAUUUGUUCAAGAACGCUCUUAAGUUUGACCCAGAUCGAUUUCUCCCUGAAAACAGUGUAGGACGACAUAAUUACGCCUAUUUACCAUUCAGCGCAGGACCGAGAAAUUGUAUUGGUCAAAAAUUCGCUAUGAUGGAAUUGAAGUCGGGGAUUUCUGCUAUAUUGAGAAAUUUCAAGCUUAUCCCGGUCACGAAGCCAACUGAUCUUCGCUUCGCUGCUGAUUUAGUACUAAGAAGUAAAUGGCGCAAUUCAGCACCGAGUUUCUACGCCGCUCAGUCAAUUGAUAUGAGAAACUACUCAUUCGUGCACAACUUAGAUCCAGCAGUACGAGAAGGAUCACACAAAAAUGCGGAUGACGUCCUCUUUGAUAUGUUCAAAAACGAAGACACAGGCUUACUUCCCGUGGGAAAAUUUUUAGCCGCAUUGAGAACAACCGGCAUAAGAAAAAAUGAUCCAAGAGUCAAAGAAGUAAUGCAUAAUUUGUACAAAGUACAUAAAGAGUCAAACUUCGAAGGUGGAUCACCAGAAACACUAAAACUCGAUAGAAAAUCGUUUAAAGAAGUAAUUUCACCUAACAUCGUAUUGAUUACCAGAGCAUUUCGUAGUCAAUUUGUAAUUCCGGACUUUCAAGACUUUAUUAAAGACAUCGAAGAAAUGUAUUGGUCGGCCAAAAGCAAUACGGACGGUAAAGUCGCCAGCUAUAUUCCACAGCUGGCUAGAGCAAGUUCAGAAAAUUGGGCUGUUAGUGUUUGUACUAUCGACGGUCAACGCUUUUCUAUUGGUGACGUGAAUGUUCCAUUCACUCUUCAAUCCUGUAGCAAGCCAUUGACUUAUGCGAUGGCACUCGAGACCCUAGGCCCUGAUGUAGUGCAUAAGUACGUUGGCACAGAGCCUAGUGGACGUAACUUCAACGAACUCGUCUUAGAUUACAACAUGAAACCUCACAACCCUAUGAUAAACGCUGGUGCGAUCUUAGUUUGCUCAUUACUGAAGACUUUGGAUAAACCAGAAAUGACAUUAGCUGAAAAGUUCGAUUAUGUUAUGUCAUUCUUCAGUCGCCUCGCCGGUAAUGAGGCCUUGGGUUUCAACAAUGCGGUAUUUUUAUCUGAACGCGAAGCUGCGGACAGGAAUUAUGCACUGGGAUUUUACAUGCGUGAACAUAAAUGCUAUCCGGAGAAAACUAACCUACGAGAAUGUAUGGACUUUUACUUUCAGUGCUGUUCUAUGGAGGCGAGUUGUGAUAUAGUAUCAAUUAUGGCUGCUACUUUAGCAAACGGGGGUAUAUGUCCAAUAACUGAUGAAAAGGUACUUCGUCCAGAUUCCGUGCGCAACGUUUUAUCUCUGAUGCAUAGUUGUGGAAUGUAUGACUAUUCUGGUCAAUUUGCGUUUAAAGUAGGACUACCAGCAAAAUCUGGAGUAUCAGGAGCUAUGCUUAUUGUGGUCCCAAAUGUUAUGGGCAUUUGCACGUGGUCUCCACCUUUGGAUCCGCUAGGAAACAGUUGCAGAGGUCUACAAUUCUGUGACGAGAUGAUCGAGCGAUUUAAUUUCCAUAAAUAUGACAAUAUUCGUUAUGCAAGCCAUAAGAAGGAUCCCCGCCGUUACAAAUUUGAAUCCACCGGUCUCAGUAUUGUUAAUCUUUUAUUUUCGUCAGCAAGUGGAGAUUUAAGUGCCCUCCGCAGACAUCAUCUAUCAGGUAUGGACAUGACUCUAUCAGAUUACGACGGUCGUACAGCUUUACAUCUUGCUGCAGCGGAAGGACAUCUAUCUUGUGUGGACUUUUUACUUGCGCAAUGCGGUGUACCACACGAUCCACAAGAUCGCUGGGGAAGUCGUCCCCUCAACGAAGCUGAGACUUUCAAUCAUUCCGCUGUGGUCCAGUAUUUAAAGGAGUGGGAACACUCUCACCCAGAAAACAAGCCACUUGAACAAAAGCCCGAUACGGUGGAUCAGAUACUGAAGCCAGAAGUAAAACCAGAUGCAGAUGAUGCUGUAAAAGACCCAAGCAUACAAGAAAUAGUAUCUAGGAACGGUGACAAAGUACUGUAAAUAUUUGAAUUUAUUAUUUAUUAGGUAGGUGUGUUGAAACUUCAAAUAUUAUCAGUAGGUACUUAUGUAUCAUGAACAUUAGCAAGUUUAUUUAUAAAAGAAAACCAAACAAGACGUAAUACAGCGUCACAAGCCAGAUCGUGCAUUUGUGUCGUGACGUUCAAUAGGGCUUGUUUAUAGUGGUUUUCAAGGUGUUUACAUAAAAUUUAUUUUAUAAUUACUGUAGAUGUUUUAAAAUAUAUAAAACUAUAGUAAAUGUUCUGCUGUCGAUAUCAAAACUAAUAUAAAUUAUCUCAUUGAUUAAAAUUCUUAACGAUUUAAUUAAAAAUUAGAUCGCGGAGAAACAUAUAAAAACAUUUUUUUUCCUCAUUAAAUGUUAUCUAUGAACAUUCAAAUGAAUCUCAUGAUUUUCGAAACAAUAAGUUACUUAUGGAUUUUUUUUUUAAAAAGAAUUGUUUGAAAUUAUAGAGGCUGUGAUAUUUUUAAGUCGCAUUAAACUAAGCUUGCUUAUAAUUUACAUUUUUUUUCAAAUAAAGUAAUGUAUAUUAUAAAAUGUAUUACUUACUUUAUUUUAUAUUAUAGAACAAGCAUAAUUUUCGUAUUCAAUUAGGUACAAGGCACAAUUAUAAUCUUUUAAUUACACACUUGAUGAUAACGUCUGAAGUCGUCGUAUCUUAGCAAGACUACUUGAAUUGAAAUGUUUUCAUGAAUAAUUGAAGAAAACUUUAAAAUAGUUACUCAUUUUAAAACCAGAAAACUGUUAAUCUUUUUACAUUCCAUAUUCAUACAUAAUAUUCCUUAAUAUUGCUUAAUAUGAAAUGUUUUUCACAUAAUAAUAAUACGACGAACAAUAAAUCAAAUUAUAAAUGUAAUUUAAAAAGAAUUUACGCUUGUUAACAUUUACUGCUAGACAAAAGAAAAUGCUGCUUUAUACAGCUAUUCUAUCUCGAUGUGACAAUAAAUAUUGAAGUUGUGUGGUAGAUUAAUGAAGUAUUUUUGUCUGUAUUUAUGUAUGUCAAUUAAAUUGUUAAAAUUA
Molecule: messenger RNA, 4423 nt
Organism: Vanessa atalanta (red admiral)
Lineage: Eukaryota; Metazoa; Arthropoda; Insecta; Lepidoptera; Nymphalidae
Gene: GLS
Product: glutaminase liver isoform, mitochondrial
Exons: 18
Coding region: 94-3387 (1097 amino acids)
Biological process (GO): L-glutamine catabolic process
Molecular function (GO): monooxygenase activity; heme binding; protein binding
Source: RefSeq, a predicted model, not a curated record